AUGGUCUUAUUCUUCGGCCUCCCAACACGCGGCAGAGGAGGGCCCAGAGGCGACUUCGCACCUAAACAAUCAACGCUCCUCGACACAUCAUUCCGGCCAUCAAGAGUCUUUAUCGCAGGCUACCGCGACCUCACCCGGGAAGAAUUCGCAGCGCACUACCACGACCGGAUAAAGAAAGCCAUCGAAAACGGGUCCAGCUUCAUUCUCUCAGACGAACCAGGCACUUGCUCAAUGGCCUUCGAAUAUCUGAAAUCCAAAAAGGAUGUCCCGAGAGAUGACAUUACCAUCUACCGCAGCACUGCCGACGGCGACGAAGGUGUGAAGGGUCUGCCUUCGUCCAAGGCGGGUAAGUGUCGAGUUGUCACUGUUCCUGGGGGUGAGGCGGAAAGGCUUGUUGCGAUGAGUGAGGCGAGUGAUGCGGAGAUUGUAUGGUUGUAUGGGGGCGAUACGUUGGGGGAUUAUGGGUGUUCAAGCGCGGGAGAUAUUCUCGAUAUGUGGUUCAGAGGGCCAAAGGAGGUGGUGAGGUUGGGGUUGGCGAAGAGCGUUGGUGGGCAGGAGACGUUGAACUUGUAG
This is a messenger RNA of Saxophila tyrrhenica, 573 nucleotides long. RefSeq lists its product as uncharacterized. Bases 1 to 573 code for a protein of 190 amino acids. Lineage: Eukaryota; Fungi; Ascomycota; Dothideomycetes; Mycosphaerellales; Extremaceae. The record is from RefSeq and is a predicted model, not a curated record. The transcript has a single exon.